This is a messenger RNA of Siniperca chuatsi (mandarin fish), 3046 nucleotides long. RefSeq names its product carbohydrate sulfotransferase 1-like. Gene Ontology annotation, cellular component: Golgi membrane. Gene Ontology annotation, molecular function: N-acetylglucosamine 6-O-sulfotransferase activity; keratan sulfotransferase activity. Gene Ontology annotation, biological process: N-acetylglucosamine metabolic process; carbohydrate metabolic process; keratan sulfate proteoglycan metabolic process. The coding region runs from base 418 to 1761 and encodes 447 amino acids. The record is from RefSeq and is a predicted model, not a curated record. The transcript is spliced from 6 exons. NCBI's taxonomy places the organism in Eukaryota, Metazoa, Chordata, Actinopteri, Centrarchiformes, Sinipercidae.
GUGAACCAUAAUGAGGGAGUGAGAAGGGGUGGAAAGAGACUGGGUAGAGAGGGGGUGAGAGAGAGAGAUGAUGAUGUAGCAGACAUCAGACAGACUGGUAAAGAGACCUGUACCGUUCACGUAGGCUACGUCAUGUACUAGUCCAGCAGCAGGUUGGAUGUGACUUCCGGUCGUCACGGUUUCUGAAACAUUCGUUUAGGUCAUAUUUGGAUUUGAAUUGUCUCCUGUCCGAAGCGUUAUGUCAUCAUUCUCCCUGUGUGGAUCACAGACAGACGCAGAUUGGUGUUUGCCCCAGCGGUGGAGCGACACAGCAGCGUUAUCAUGUCUCCGCCACAGCCAGCCCGUCGCCUCUUGCUGACGGCAAAAACACAGAUGAGAGACAGUGCUGUGGCUUCCUAAUGCAUCUGUCCUGCCACCAUGCAGUGUUCUUGGAAGUCCAUGGUGCUGCUAGCAUUAGCCUCCAUAGCCAUCCAGUACACGGCCAUCCGCACCUUCUCCACAAAGCCUUUAAGCCUGCUGUGCUCUGUGGGCCUGGCAUCCAUGGGCCACACUAUCAACUGCAGCCUCAAAGAUCUGACACGAUUGGGCCAGGAGACACUCGAGGGCUCGGACCAAGGCUGUGAUGAGAUCCUCUCACACAUCCCUUCCUCCCCCUCCUUCUCCCUCCCCUCCUAUAACAACAACAAGAGAACCCACAUCCUCAUUCUGGCCACCACACGGAGCGGAUCCUCGUUUGUGGGUCAACUGUUCAAUCAGCAUCCAGAGGUCUUCUACCUGUUUGAGCCUCUGUACCAUGUCCAGUUAGCGCUGCUUCCUCGGCUGGCGCAGAGUCGGAGCGUGGCUGAGAGGAGGGUGAUGCUGGGAGCAGCCAGAGACCUGCUGAGGUCUCUGUACCACUGUCACCUCAACAGUCUGGAAAGUUACAUACGACCCCGUCCUGCCAACCACUCCACUUACAAGCUGUUCAGACGAGGAGCUAGCCGAUCUCUGUGCUCCCCCCCUGUAUGUGAGGCUCGUCUGGGGCCAGAGGAGCAGAGCCUGGUGCUGGCUGAUGAGGGGGAGUGUGUGAGGAGGUGUGGGCCGCUCAAUGUGUCAUUGGCUGCUGAUGCCUGUAGAGCAAAGCGCCAUGCAGCCAUUAAGACGGUCCGGAUUCCUCAAAUCAGUAACCUCAGAACGCUGAUUGAGGACCCAAGACUCAACCUGAAGGUGGUCCAGCUAGUUCGAGAUCCACGUGGCAUCCUGGCAUCUCGUAUUGAGACAUUUCGAGACACUUACCGGCUGUGGCGUCUGUGGAGAGUGACCGGACGUCGACCCCUCAACCUGGACCUGGGACAGAUCAACACAGUGUGUGAGGACUUCCUUAGGUCUGUGUCGACAGGCCUGGCCAGACCUGCCUGGCUUAGAGGGAGGUACAUGCUGCUCAGAUAUGAAGAUUUGGCCAGAUUUCCUCUUCAGAAGACCAGGGAGCUCUACAGCUUUGUUGGUCUGGUUCUGGACCACAGUGUGGAGGAUUGGAUCAUCAACAACACCCGGGGCAGCAGUGAUCUGUCAUCCCAGCAGAAGUUCACCACAGUUCGGGACUCUGCUGCUAAUGCAGAGAACUGGAGAGUGAAGCUGUCCUUCGACAUGGUUGUUUACACUCAGACUGCCUGCCAACCAAUCCUUGAGCUCCUUGGAUACAAGACAGUCUUUCACCCCAGAGAACUGAGAAACCUCUCACGCUCUUUGGUGGAGGACAGGAUGUUCCUCCCAUUUUUUUAAACAACUGAUGACAUACAUACAUCCAAACAAGACAGUACUGUAGUUUAUGAAGGAGAGAUUAUAUAGUCAAAGCUGUUUGACUGACUGAUCUUGAUGUCCUCACUAUGUCUGUGGUGGAAAAAGAGCUGUGUCCGUCCAUCUGUUUAAAACUGAAAGUUAAAAUCAACUUAAAAUGUUAUAACAAAUGUUUAUUGAUUGAAUAAUAAUAACAAGAACGUUUUGUUAGUGAUACGUUGUUUUAAUGAGAGAAGUUUCUUGUAAGGAGCAGCUUUGGCUUAGUGGUAGAGUGGGUCGUCCACCAAUCGGAAGGUCGGCAGUUCGAUCCCUCAGUCCACAUGUCGAAGUGUCCUUGUCCUCCGAGACGCUGAACCCCAAAUUGCUCCCGAAGGCUGUGCCUUUGGUGUGUGUGAAUGAUUAAUUAGUUUCUUCGUACUGAUGAGCAGUGUGAAUGCGAUAUAUAUUGUGUGAAGCACUUUGAGUGGCUAGAAAGGCGUUAUACAAGUACAGUCCAUUUACCAUUUGUAAAAGCUAAUGUUUUAACGAGAGAAGUUUCUUGUAAAAACUAAUUGUGUAAUGUAAAAAUAAUUUGGUCCCUUGGUACGAACUAAGAACACGAAAAAUAUGUAAUUAUAACAAGGAAAUAUAUUGUUAUGAUAAAAUAACUACGAUAUAGAUAUGAUUACGAUAAUUCAUUUAAUUGUAAACCCCCCCUCCCCCCGAUUUGUAAUGAACAGUCACGUCAUCAAAUGCCUCCAAAAGCUAAAAGAAAGCUAAUUUCUCCUCUCAAUAUUCAGUAAUAAAUCAACUCCGAAACACACUGGAUGCAAAGCUGAACACUUCCAGCUUCUUGUACAUGACAAGUCUCUGGCGCACUUUCUGUAUCGCUAAGUGUAGGCCUACUGUGUUUUACUGUACAUUCACCACUGGUUAUCCUCUGAACCCAUGACUCACUAAGGAGUUAAUGCUGAAAAUACAAAGGAAUACUCAGUGUUUUAUCGUUUUGUAUAGACUGUUUGCCAGGUUUGUUAUUUAGAUACUUACAGGUCCAUGUACGUGGUCAUGUACCCUCUGUCCAAAGCUGUGCUCAACUUGUUUGAUAACAGGAUAAACAAAUAUACAAUGCAUUAUUUUGUUUUUUGUGUGAAUUAAAAAAACGGAAAUCCAUAUGCUUUUCCCGUUUUUGUCUUCAAAUCAGCAAUUGUAAUAGAAGUUAAACAAAAAACUUAAUUAAUUUGUGUGUCUAGUAGUUAUUAGUUGUGUGUGUAAUAAAUGUUUCACGCAUAAA